Pygocentrus nattereri (red-bellied piranha) is the source of this 4701-nucleotide messenger RNA. It is a transcript of the gene galnt3, whose product is annotated as UDP-N-acetyl-alpha-D-galactosamine:polypeptide N-acetylgalactosaminyltransferase 3 (GalNAc-T3). Gene Ontology annotation, cellular component: Golgi apparatus. The record is from RefSeq and is a predicted model, not a curated record. The coding region runs from base 1790 to 3670 and encodes 626 amino acids. NCBI's taxonomy places the organism in Eukaryota, Metazoa, Chordata, Actinopteri, Characiformes, Serrasalmidae. The transcript is spliced from 10 exons.
UUAAUUUUAAUAUACUUUAGGGGGUUAAGUGUCUGAAAGGAGAAAGUAAACUCAGUCUCCCUUUUCCUUCCUCACUUUGUUGUCGCUGAGAAUGUCAGUCAUCGCGGUUGCUAAGAGAUUCGGACCUCCGCGAGAGCUGCUAACGGCAAAAUGUUCCUCAAAGAAGUUUCCUUCACACGUGUGAUUGACCUACUUAACAAAGUUUUUAGUCAGUAAAACAUUGAAUUUCGGUUCAUAUGACCGUGUGAGAUGCUUUUGUCAGGCUCACGGUUCGAAGUUUCCUCUGGAUUCUUCGAGAUUCUUCACCGUUAGUGUGAGGGAGCGUGAUUCGAUGCGGUUUUUUCCCACCCAUAUUCAGGAAAGCCCCGCCCUCUGAACUAGGAUUGGUCAUUAGGAUUCUGCGUUCUGCUCUGUUAUUGGUUAGAAUUGUACAUAGUAAUCGCGACUGGUUAUGAACGUGAACGACUAAACCAAUCCUGACGCAGGAGGAGUGGCUAGACUGAAUACGGGCGGAAUAAAACUUUCCCAGCAGUGGCGUUCAGUGAGUGAGCGGCCGCAGUAAAGCCGGCUUAAUUGAACUUCACUCCGUUUGCUCACUUUCCCGCUGUAACACAGUCCCCGUGUUCACUGAGAUUAUGGACACCCUCCGAGAGCCACGCUGAGGAAUUUAGGAUUCAUUUAUUUGACUUUAAAAAUGGAAAGGAUGUCGCUUUAUUUGAUCAUUUCUUCUUAAGUUUUUUUUUUAUAUCAAGGCUAUUCUGUUAAUUACGAACCUUUGGUUGUUUCAUUACGAUAACCUGUGUUAUGAACUGAAGUUACAAUUUUGGCGUGAAUGGGUGACGAUGGGUGGCGUCUAAUGCGCAUGCGUGGGAGGAGUUGCGUUCCACCCACUACCUGUAAGUAGCGCACCUGGAUCCAACGAGACGGAAGUAGUGUGUCGAGAUUACUGAAACUCUCUCACUGCGGGAUAAUCCUGGGGAUUUGAUCUGGUUCGGGGUCAGCUGGAUUCUGCCUCGGGACCGUGCUUCAGACCACUGGAUGAAAAGUGGAUUAUUAUAAUUAUUUUAACUGGCGCUCCAUUCGUUUUGGCAACAGUGCGGGUAAGACUGUGGUUGAUAUGAUAAUGCCUGAGUCUCAUUCUCAUGCUGACUGUUGUGUGUAAUACUGACAAGCUGGACAUCUCAGCUGCUAUUCUGCACCAGGCUGGAGGUAUCUGGCUUUUGUUCAAGCCCUAAUCAUGACAGGAUAAGUCUAUAUCACUGGCUCAUUUACCAUAUGUGUUCCCAAGUGUAGAGAACAGUGAUUUUCAGAAUCUCAGAUGUUAUGAAUAGACUUUUCCACUGGUUACAGUGACAUGUUGUAAUUUUGGGAAGUGAGUAACCUUCAUGGCCAAUUCCUAGAGGAUGCAUGAAAAGGCGUAACGUGCUCAUGAAAACAUUUUUCUCUCCUGGAGAAUAAUUUCCCAGCCACCCUGAAAAAGGUCUUAAAUAUUAUUGAAAACAUUUAUUUUGGAUAACCUAGAUGUUGGAAUUGGAGUAAAAGUAGUAAAAGGUUUUUCCUCCUUCAAGUGUAUACUCAGUUGUUACAAUGUUCUGAGGACUGUAAUUGAAUAAAACCAGACACUCUUAAGGUUGUGUUUACACUGAAUUUGUCACCACCCUUCUUCUUUCUUUCUUUGUUGCAGGUUUAGCAGUCAUGGAUGUUACUCAGAGGGUGUGUGUCAGGUGAAGUUUUAUCUGGAGCACUCUAAACUCACACACACGCCUCUUUUCACUCCCACCACAUAAGAAUGACGGUGUUUCGCAGGCUGCUGCGCAGGCGCUUGCAUCCAUGGAAGCUUGCCAUUGUGGCACUGGUGUUUGUGACGUUUGUGUUCCUGAUGCAGAGAGAGGUGGUCAGUCAGGGCCCACAGGAGGAGGAGGAGCCGUGGCUGAAGGGGAUCGUGGGGAAACGGGACGUUGUGCUGGGCAUGGUAAUGGGGGCGGUGAAUAACUUCAGGGACGCCAUGCCAAAGAUGCAGAUUAGAGCCCCGGUCAGGCAGCAGGAGAGCAGGGGCAGCCAGACAUGUCUGCCUGGUUACUACACGGCUGCUGAACUGAAGCCUGUGCUGGAGAGACCCCCGCAAAACCCCAGCGCCCCAGGGGCCUCGGGGACACCCUUUCACACAGAGAACUUGAGCCCAGAGGAGCAGAAGGAGAAGGAGCGAGGCGAGGAGAAACACUGCUUUAACCUGUACGCUAGUGACCGCAUCUCACUCAGCAGAGACCUCGGUCCUGAUACCAGACCUCCAGAAUGCAUAGAGCAGACAUUCCGGCGCUGCCCACCCUUGCCGACCACGAGUGUGAUUAUCGUGUUCCACAACGAGGCAUGGAGCACAUUAUUGCGGACAGUCUACAGCGUGCUUCAUACCUCUCCUGCCCUACUGCUCAAGGAGGUCAUCCUAGUGGAUGACGCCAGCACAGACGAGCGACUAAAGGUGGAGUUGGAUGAGUACCUGAAGCAGCUACAUAUUGUACGUGUGGUGCGGCAGCUCGAAAGAAAAGGCCUCAUUACUGCUCGUCUGCUAGGAGCCUCCGUUGCCACCGGUGACACCCUCACCUUCUUGGACGCCCACUGUGAGUGCUUGCAUGGUUGGCUGGAGCCUCUGCUGGCCCGGAUAGCAGAGAACUACACAGCAGUGGUGAGCCCAGACAUUACCACUAUUGACCUGAACACGUUUGAGUUCAUGAAGCCUUCUCCAUAUGGGCAGAACCACAACCGGGGCAACUUCGACUGGGGCUUGUCCUUUGGCUGGGAGAGUCUGCCCGAACAUGAAAAACAAAGACGCAAAGACGAAACCUACCCCAUCAAAACACCAGCAUUUGCAGGGGGACUUUUCUCCAUUUCUAAAGAUUACUUCUACCACAUUGGGAGUUAUGAUGAGGAGAUGGAGAUUUGGGGAGGAGAGAACAUUGAAAUGUCCUUCAGGGUGUGGCAGUGUGGGGGGCAGCUGGAGAUCAUCCCCUGCUCCAUCGUAGGUCAUGUGUUCCGCACCAAAAGCCCACACACCUUCCCCAAGGGCACACAGGUGAUCGCUCGUAACCAGGUGCGGUUGGCCGAAGUCUGGAUGGAUGACUAUAAGGAGAUCUUCUACCGUAGAAACCAGCAGGCCGCACAGAUGGCUAAAGAGAGAUCAUUCGGAGACGUCUCCAAGCGUUUAGACCUCCGGGAGAGGCUACAAUGUAAGAGCUUCUCCUGGUAUUUGAAGAACGUGUAUCCCGAGGUCUUCAUGCCCGAUCUUAACCCGCUGCAGUUUGGCGCGAUAAAGAACGCAGGGAAGGACUCAUGUCUGGAUGCUGGAGAAAACAAUGAGGGAGGAAAAGCCCUCAUCAUGUACCCCUGCCACGGCAUGGGGGGCAACCAGUAUUUUGAAUAUUCAACGCACCAUGAAAUCAGACACAACAUUCAGAAGGAGCUUUGUCUACACGGGAAAGAUGGGCCAGUGAAACUAGAGGAAUGUCAGUACAAAGGCCACAACACCUUCACAGGAGCUGAGCAGAAAUGGGAGCUGCGUGAGGACCAGCUGUUUUAUAACGUGGCGUGGAGGCUGUGUCUCAGUGCUCGAUUUGAAAACCCUGCUCUGGUCACCUGCAACUCGGCAGACAGAUACCAGCUGUGGGUGUUUACCUGAGAGGACAUGCACUCACUCACACACACUGCACACUCCACACUAUAGUCACUGAAUGCCAGAAUGAGAGUUUUAAUUUAUUUUUUUAUGUGAAGUUACUGCUGCUGGAAGUAGUAUGCAUACAGUACACGUAUGUACAAACAGAACACAUAGACACUUGCGAAUGCAACAGAGCGCCUUCAGGAAGACUGCUGAACGUUUACGAUGAAGCACAAAGUGAAGAUUUCUGAACUUUCACUCUGAUUCUCAACUUUUUGCUUUUUCUCCUUGACUCUGUUACUUGAAGGGCUGUUACUGUUGCUUCAGAACAAAACUCUAUUAGAGUCUAUCAGAGGCCUUCAAACCCCUUUCAAGUUAUCAUGUGAGGUACCAUGCACAAUUAAAUGCACCAAAGACUUUGUAAGAGUAUUUAUAAGUCCAGGUUUCAAUUUGCAAUUUCCCUCUGCACUAGGAAAUGACCCCCUAAAUGAGCAUUGUUUAUAUUCCAGAGAGAAUGUUUAACAUGUUGUCUAACACGUUUUCCAGCAUUUUCACACUCAUGGCCAAACAAAUGAUUUACAUUGAAAUGUUUUUAACACGUACAGACAUCUGACACUUUUUUUUUUUUGUUUACUGAACAGUGCUGUAAACUCUCUCAGAGUCCAAAUGAUCACAUGCCCUCAAGUUCAUAGAUUUCUGUAUUUUGUUACAUAGUUUGAUCGUUUGAGUGUUUUUUAUAUGAAGAGGCAUAAGUAUUUUGUCUGAAAUGCAGUUAUUCAGUCCAUUUCUAGGACUGGCUUUUUGUCUGGCAAUACAGAACAAUGUAGUUGUGUUUUUCAACAGAAGAGGGCACUGUGUGCAAAGCUUUGUGUUGGAAUUUCAGUACAAGCAGGCCUGUCAGUGGUGCAACACAACAGAUCAAAAACUGCAGUGUCAUUUCAAGCCCUCAUGUUUGUCUGUAAGAAAAUAAAAACCUAACUUGUGUUUGUAAUUUUUUUGCUCUAACAUCAGAGCCGGGUUGAAAAGCUCAGAUUAAAGGUCUGUCUGAUUUCAAA